This is a messenger RNA of Empidonax traillii (willow flycatcher), 7096 nucleotides long. It is a transcript of the gene KCNB1, whose product is annotated as potassium voltage-gated channel subfamily B member 1. Gene Ontology annotation, cellular component: voltage-gated potassium channel complex; membrane. Bases 499 to 3084 code for a protein of 861 amino acids. Gene Ontology annotation, molecular function: delayed rectifier potassium channel activity; protein binding. The transcript has 3 exons. Lineage: Eukaryota; Metazoa; Chordata; Aves; Passeriformes; Tyrannidae. Gene Ontology annotation, biological process: protein homooligomerization; potassium ion transmembrane transport. The record is from RefSeq and is a predicted model, not a curated record.
ACAGCCGCGCUCGGCAACGCCGGAGCUCCGGGCUGCACUUGUUGAUCUCCGUUCCGAGGCAGCGGGUGGGAGCACCGGAGCUUUCCUUUGUGUCUGCACGGAGAACGGGCUGGGGGCGGGGGCAGACGCGGCUCCGGCGCUGGCUGUAGGCAGGAGUGAGGAGCCGCAGCCGAGGGAAGGCCUUGGAAAGCUUCCUGCCGAAGGAUACGAUUUACCUCGUUUCCCUUCCCCUCCCCCUGGGCUCCGUGGACAGCCGGGAGCGCCGCCGCCAUCCCUCCGCCUUGAGGCUGCCCGCGGGGGGAUGCGAGCGGGGCCGCCCCUGCCGCCCGCCCCGCCGCAGGAUGUAGCCGCCCUCGGCCCCGCACACCCCGCACCGCCUCGCUGGGAGCCCGCAGGAGGAGCUCUGGGGCAUGGAGGGGAAGGAGAGGUGAGCAGAGCCGGCCCCCGCGCCCUGCCCCGCGCCGCACCUUGGAGCGUCCAGCCUGAGGGGGACCAGCGAUGCCUCUGGGGAUGAACAAGCAUGGAUCUCGCUCUACUACCUCUUUGCCUCCGGACCCCACUGAGAUUGUCAGGAGCAAGGCCUGCUCCCGAAGGGUCAAGCUCAACGUGGGGGGGCUGGCCCACGAGGUUCUCUGGCGGACCUUGGACAGGUUGCCGCGGACCAGGCUGGGUAAGCUCAGAGACUGCAACACACACGACUCCCUCAUGGAGAUCUGUGAUGACUACAACCUGGAGGAGAACGAGUACUUCUUCGACAGGCAUCCCGGGGCAUUCACCUCAAUCUUGAACUUCUACCGUACUGGCAAGCUGCACAUGAUGGAGGAGAUGUGCGCCUUGUCCUUCAGCCAGGAGCUGGACUACUGGGGGGUGGACGAGAUCUACCUGGAGUCCUGCUGCCAGGCCCGCUACCACCAGAAGAAGGAGCAGAUGAACGAGGAGCUGAAGAGAGAAGCUGAGACCCUGAGGGAAAGGGAAGGGGAGGAAUUCGAUAACACUUGCUGCGCUGAGAAAAGGAAAAAGCUCUGGGACCUCCUGGAGAAGCCGAACUCCUCCGUAGCGGCCAAGAUCUUGGCAAUCAUUUCCAUCAUGUUUAUUGUACUAUCUACAAUUGCCUUGUCCCUUAACACACUUCCUGAACUACAAGGCGUGGAUGAAUUUGGGCAGACCACAGAUAACCCCCAGCUUGCCCACGUGGAAGCAGUGUGCAUUGCAUGGUUUACAAUGGAAUACCUCCUGCGGUUCCUCUCCUCGCCUAAGAAAUGGAAGUUUUUCAAAGGCCCCCUGAAUGCUAUAGAUUUGCUGGCUAUCUUACCCUACUAUGUCACUAUCUUCCUCACUGAAUCCAACAAAAGUGUACUUCAGUUCCAAAACGUACGACGAGUGGUCCAAAUAUUUCGGAUUAUGAGGAUACUCCGGAUUCUAAAGCUCGCCCGGCACUCCACGGGUUUACAGUCCUUGGGGUUUACACUCAGGAGGAGUUACAAUGAGCUUGGAUUACUCAUCUUGUUUUUGGCCAUGGGCAUUAUGAUCUUUUCCAGUUUAGUGUUUUUUGCAGAAAAGGACGAGGAUGAUACAAAAUUCAAGAGCAUCCCAGCUUCCUUCUGGUGGGCAACAAUCACCAUGACAACAGUAGGCUAUGGAGACAUCUACCCCAAAACUCUUUUAGGUAAAAUAGUAGGAGGACUGUGCUGCAUUGCUGGUGUGCUGGUGAUUGCUCUCCCCAUCCCAAUUAUUGUCAAUAACUUCUCUGAGUUCUACAAAGAACAGAAGAGGCAGGAGAAAGCCAUUAAGCGCAGGGAAGCUCUUGAAAGAGCAAAAAGGAAUGGCAGUAUUGUUUCCAUGAACAUGAAGGAUGCGUUUGCCCGCAGCAUAGAACUCAUGGACAUUGUGGUUGAAAAGAACGGAGAAAGCAUAACCAAAAAGGAUAAAGUUCAGGACAAUCAUUUAUCUCCCAGCAGAUGGAAAUGGACCAAGAGAACCCUUUCUGAAACUAGCUCUAGUAAAUCUUUUGAAACUAAGGAACCAGGAUCCCCAGAAAAAGCCAGGUCAUCUUCAAGUCCCCAGCACUUGAACGUCCAACAGCUUGAGGACAUGUACAACAAAAUGGCAAAGACUCAGUCCCAGCCGAACCUUAACACUAAAGAGUCGAGUCAACCUGGAAGGCAAAAGGAAGAGCUGGAAAUGGAAGCCCUUCCCGGCCCUAUGGUGCCCCUGCUGACAACUCGCACUGAUGGGAUCGUUGACAUGAGGAGCAUGUCCAGCAUCGACAGCUUCAUAAGCUGCGCGGCAGAGUUCCCCGACGCCGGGCGCUUCUCCCACAGCCCGCUCACCACCCUGCCCUGCAAGGGUGGCAUUAACGUCAUUCAGGAGCAGAGCAGGCCAGAGGGGAGCGGGGCCAGGUAUGUGGAAAUGAACCCAAGCUCCGAAGGCAGCCACCGGUCUGCUUUUUUCAUUGAAAGUCCCAAAAGCUCCAUAAAGGCCAGUAACCCUUUAAAACUAAGAUCUCUGAAAGUCAACUUCAUGGAAGAGGACACCAGCACAUUAGUACCAGCAUCAAAUGUACUGAGGAUAUAUCCAGACUCUCUCAAGAGCCGGGGAGCUGCUGCUGCCACAGAUACUUCCUUACUCUCUGACAGAUCUCUCAUGAGCCCCGAAACCUCAAUCUACACAACCGCGAGCGCGAGAACCCCCCCAAAGUCACCGGAGUCCCAGGCAGCCAUAGCUUUCAACUUCCACGAUGCUGGUAUUCACAAAUAUAUAGACGCUGACACUGAUGACGAAGGUCAGCUGAUGUACGAUUCAAGUCCGCCCGGAAAUGUGAGUCCCAAGUACAAUGUUACAAACAGUGGCUAUCUAAAGCAAAAGGACCAUGUUUAUAGAACAGAGAAGAACCAUCUAGAAGCUGCUGCUUUACCCACCUCCCCUAAGCUGAUAGGGCAGAACUGCAUUUACUCUAUGGAAGGUAUCACUGGAAGAACCCAGGGCAAUCAGGAGACUGUCAGACUAGAAAAUCACAUUUCCCCAGAAGUCCAUGUAUUACCAGGCAGUGGAGGACAUGCUAACACACAUGAUCAAAGCAUCUGAGGUGGGCUACAAAAGAACUUACUGAAAGUUUAAAGGAAUGUCUUUACAGUCAACACAAACAAAAGAGCUUCUGCAUGGCAUGAACUUGGCUGAAACAAGCCACUUGUUUCUAAAAGUCUGGGGGAGGUCCAGUGUGGGUUUGUGAAAAUGUCCUUCUCUGAAACAACUCUAAAGACAUUGCCCACAUCAGUCAAAAGUAAGGAUUGCAAAUCAUGAUCACACAUUGAUCUCCUUUCAUGUUGUCCAGUGAAGCCAAUGUGACCAAAUAUCCAUCCAUUCCCCUUGAACGCUAGAGCUCCUUUUGGAAAUAUUAACAUCUGAUUUGCAUUAGUUCCAUAAAGGAUGCCAAGGCAGCCAGAUUUGAACUCUGGAAUAAAUUGCUGGGGUUGGUAUAAAGCUUUCAAAAACACAAUGCUCACUGCUUCAGGGCAGCUGUUCCCCAUCUACAGCUUUCUCUGAUGGAUAUUAUGUCUAAAGGUAACAGGGAACACUUGCAUUAUUGGAAAAUCCGAGUGAAAACCAUUUUAAACAAAUAAUGGUCUAGAGAAACCAAUUAUUAAAAUGCUCUGUGUGUGUUUAACAAUCCGAUAUCCUGUAGGACCUGAUGUUUUCUUUUGAAAUAUCAGCAGGGUGAGUUGCACCACUUGUAUCUAAUCCCAAACAUCCCCUAGGACAUAGUGAAACUUGCACUGACCCUCUGCUAAAAGCCGGUACCUGCCCCAGGGCCAGCGCGUGGCCCUCGGGGGCCCACAGCCCACGUGGGAAGGUGUGAAGGAGCCAUGCAGAAGCAGGACUCUCCGGGGGGCACCGCAGCCAGACCCCCUUCCCGGUGCCGGGGAGCGCAGGGCUGGAAGGAGAGCUCGGCUCUCGCCCUCGGUGGGGAGGGAGAUGUGGCUGCGCUGCCCGCGGGGACGGUGAGCGCGGCCAGGCCCUCGGCACAUGCUGAGGGCACAGGGAUGGCUGUCCGGCCUCCCCUUCCCGCCAGCCAGAGUCUCGCCCUUGGCGUAGGAGAGGAACAGGUUGGUCCGAAGCUUUUUGCGCCCGAGCAGCGCAGUGAAAGAUAUGCAAGUGUUACAUAAAUAUGCAAAAAGAGGCAUUCAUUAGUGACCCGUCCCGGGCCUGGCUGUGCUCCCUCUCGCCGGGAGGUUGGACAGGAGAGGCUCCUGCAGAGCCGUGGCGUGGAGCAGCUGCGAGAGGCAGGAGAAUCAGGCCUGACGUUUUAAUAACAUCCAGUCAUUUUUAAGUGAAAUAAGAGGAAAAAAAAAAAAAAAAAAAAAAAAAAAAAAAAAAAAAAAAAAAAAAAAAAAAAAAAAAAAAAAAAAAAAAAAAAAAAAAAAGAUCUGACCAUUUUAAGUGAACAGAACUAGCAGCCACCAGCCUAGGUUUUUAAAAUAUUAUUGUUUCAAUAAAGUUAUGUCAAAUUGUGUAGGAAAUAAUUUGUCUUUGGUUUUUAAUCUUGGGGGGGGGGGAAAAGCACUUUACGUUGACUUUUUGUUGUCGUUGUUGCAAUGCUGGAGUAGGAUAGCAGAGUGUAACAAUCAAGCACUUUAACCAAGCACUACUUUAAUUUGUGCCUCCUGUUGUGACUGUGAUUUGUUACACACCUGUAGCAAAUCACAACUUGUCCUGUGAUAACUGUGAUGGUAAUCUUUUCUGUUGUUCUCUGUUUCUACUGUAAAACUCAACUGUAAAUAACUGUCGAUGAGCGUUUCCUGACCUAUUCCGAGUUCCUGCCGGGGCGUGUAGCGAUCUGCAGGCAGCAGGUCCGGGGACGAGCUGAGACACAGGACGCGGGAGCGGAGGCACAGGUGGGAGGAAGACCCCCCCCACAAGCCGCUCAAGUCCGCUGCGUUUUGUUCCUUCCUAUUGUAAAACCAAGCCGUUGGUUAGUCCUGAAUGUACCGUCUGUCCGUCCAGGCCGUGCCGCACUCCUGUCUGUAACCCUAGUGGUGAAUGCAGCAUGUACGGACAAAAGCAAUAAGCACAUAACCUGUUCUAGCAACUACUGUGGGUUGCGGUGAGAGCUUUGUUAGGUGUCUCCUUGGCACAGCUGUCCACGCGGUGGAGUGACUCUGCUCUGCUCAGCCGACCCCGGCCCCGGGCGGUGGGACCAGCCGAGGGACCCACUCAGAGCCGCCCUCGCAAGGCGAGACCCUGGGAAGGCGCGAGUAAGGCCCGAGCCACCCCCUCGGGAAUUACCCGCCGGCAGCGAGAGGCCUCGUGCCGCGCAAAGAGUGACGCGGAAGGUACCCGAAAAGAAGCCCCAGGCGCCAUGUACUCCACAGGGUAUUUACACAGGGCCAGUUCCUGAGGUUUGUUCGCUUUUACUCUGCCUUCCCGCAGCCUAAACCACCGCUCCUCUGAGUGGGCUCUUUGCCUGGUGAAGGACUUUAGGAUUUGGCCAUAGUAAAUACAAGUGUACUUAGAGGAACCGACGUGUUGCUGAGAUACUAGUUAAGAUUGAGUUGACGUGAAAAAGUAAAGUGACUUUCCAGCAGAUAAGCUUUAAAUACUGAUUUAUUCUGUGGCUUUCUGAGGCCACGGAGCAGCAACGAGAAAUCUUAAGGAGAACAGUCUUAACAUAAUCUCUGUGUUUCAGUGAUCAUUCUUGUCUGCCAUCUGCACAAAUGUAAAAAGAAGAAAAAUCAGGGAAAAUUUUUUUGAUAAAGUAAGUAAUAGUGAUUUCCAAGUUAAAUAUUUUUAGAGCUGAUGCUUUCAUGUGGAAAAAAAAGUCAUAUUUUACAUAUCACAAAAGUGAACAUAUUUAAAUAUAGCCAUAUAGUGUAGUAUUUACCACACUCUCAUCCAAAUUGAUGUAUUUGGUUUAUAGAUGGCACUGACAAAAAUGUAUAGAUCAACAAUUCUAUCAUUUUUUACCUGAUAAUCAACUGGUGCAACUCUCCUUGUAACCAAAGGCCCUCUGUCUGCCUUGUGUGAUCGCUCAUGACACACACCUUAUGUCAUCUAUUUAGUCCUACCUUUAAAGUAGCAUUUUAUUGAGUCACUUUUGAAAGCCAAAUUCAAAAGUAUCAUUAAAAAUCUACCUUUUAAGUCUGAAUAGCCAAAGUCCUAUAGAUUUCUUAUAGAAAGCAAAUAAUUAAAAAUUAAGCAUAUAAUAUGCUUGAAGAGCAUUUCUUUCUUAUUUGUGUAUGAAGAUGUAGCUCUCAUUUUGUGCCCAAUUCAAAAGGAAGUAUGUUUAAUUUAUUUUAAUGAAAUAAAGUCUGAAUAUGAAGUAUGUAUCUAUAUAUGUGUGUGUGUGCAUAAUACACAUAUAUAUAAUGUAAGCACUGGGAAAUCUACUCUGACCUAAAGCUUUGAUAGACUAAAUCUGUACUCAUUGCAAAGGAAAGGCAGUGCUUUGAAAACAUAAUGCUCACCAAAUCCUAUAGACCCUAGAAAGACAAUUUAAUUUUAUAGUUUGUUUGAUCCAUGUUUCCCAAAGUUCAUAACAGUUGGGGAAAAAAGGCGGUAUCUCCUGCAUCAAGCUAAAGUGUGCAGUUUAAUCACUGAUAUUUGGCAUUCAGGUCUGCGAAUUUACUGUGCACCAUGUAUCAAGCAAGCUGACAGAGCCUCACCUGCUGCUGCAGAAGACUUCACGCUUGAAAGGACUAUGUACGUGUGAUGUCUGCGCUUGCUUGUAUCCUACACCAUCAACAUUGUUUUUAAUACAUAUCUAUAAAUAUAUAUAUAGAACAUAUAUAUGUGUGUGGAAGGAGUGGGUGCAGUUUUCUUAACCAGGAGGCAAAGAUUCUUUGAGUUUUAGCCUUGAACAGAGGAAAAAAGCCGUGACAUUGCAGUAGAUUUCUCAGUGCCUUUUCUUAGAAACUUCACCUAAGCACACUUAUGGAAAAAAACAAAAACAAAAACAAAAACAAAAAAACCAGAAAACAACCCAAAACAAAAGAGUCUCCUGUGAAAUCCACAUUUUUCUGAAAGGUUCGAGAGUCAAUAAAGGUAGAAGAAAGGAGAAAAAAAAAAAAAAAAAGAGAGAGAGAGAGGAAAAGAAAACCCG